Messenger RNA from Didymodactylos carnosus, 1147 nucleotides. The record is from the annotation of a GenBank genome assembly. NCBI's taxonomy places the organism in Eukaryota, Metazoa, Rotifera, Eurotatoria, Philodinida, Philodinidae.
AUGAGGUAUAGCAGUAAAUCAUUAUUGCGUGUUAAUUUAGGAAAAAACGAAACAAUAUCAGCGUCAUCGUCGCUAUUUAAAGAAUGUGAAUUUCCAAAUAAUCCGUACUAUGUUUUAUUUGUAUCUGUUGUGUCAUUCUAUCUACCGUUAAUCGUUAUGGUUUACGUUUACAUUCAAAUGUAUUCUGCAGCUAAAAAACAAGUAUUAGCACUCCGUUCUGGUUACAAACAUCACUAUCUGAUAACAUCUGCAGAGUCAUUCAUUCCAAAAUUUCGUUUGAAACAAAUUUCAACUGCAAAAAGAACAAGAAAAGAAAAAACAGUAGCGAUUCGUGAAAGUAGAACAAAUAAAAAGUCAGCCAUGUUAUUAGAAAAUCGUAGACCGUCAGCUGAAAUAAUAACACUUCGUAUCCAUCAUGGUAAAUAUCAAAAACCAAGCGUAGAGCAGCUUCACCAGAAUAAUAGAAGCGACAACAAGUUUAUAAAUAUAAUCAGACGAAAAUGCAUACGAACAAAUAAUUUUUGGAAAAAGUUUUCCAAAGAUCAAAAAGCCGCUAAAUUUAUAGGCAUUGUGAUGGGUGUAUUUGUUGUUUGUUGGCUACCAUAUUUUGUUUAUUUCAUGCUUAGCGGUGUAUUUUAUUUUCGUUUAAAAGACGAUCAAAAUCAUGAACUGUUGUUUAAGAUAUUUUCGUGGUUAGGAUAUACCAAUUCAGCGUUGGAUGUUCUUGUUUAUGUGUUCACUUCAAAAGAGUUACGAGCCACAUUUCUUAAAUUGUUCUGUAGAUCACGAGUUUAAAUAAAAACAAAUCGAAGCACCCCACAUACUGAAUCUGUUCAGUACACCAUAUACUUUCAAGCUCUUUUCCACAUUUGAAAGAUGAAGAAUCCUCUACCCUACAAGAUUCAGCAUAUUAUGGACACUGCCAUUCCGUUCUGUGACUAGAUUUUUCUUACUUUUUCGUAUUAAGGGCGAUUCUUUAUCUAGAACUGGCGCAUUUUCGCAUGAAGACACAUAUAAAGGUAUUGGAACGGUUUAUCUUAGGUAUGCACCGGUAUCGGUAUACCGAAUACCGAAAAUACCGAACAUCGGUAUAUACCGAUACCGAAAAUACCGAACUUCGGUAUAUACCGAUACCGAAAAUACCGAC